This is a messenger RNA of Scheffersomyces amazonensis, 1501 nucleotides long. It is a transcript of the gene BGL2, whose product is annotated as glucan 1,3-beta-glucosidase. The transcript has a single exon. Gene Ontology annotation, cellular component: extracellular region; cell surface; fungal-type cell wall. Gene Ontology annotation, biological process: carbohydrate metabolic process; cell wall organization. NCBI's taxonomy places the organism in Eukaryota, Fungi, Ascomycota, Pichiomycetes, Serinales, Debaryomycetaceae. Bases 364 to 1290 code for a protein of 308 amino acids. The record is from RefSeq and is a predicted model, not a curated record. Gene Ontology annotation, molecular function: glucan endo-1,3-beta-D-glucosidase activity.
GAAGGUGGGCCCUGUUGACUAAGGAAAAUUUUACCAGGCACCUGAGUUAAUUUAGGAACCAAACUAUCAACUCUUUCUCCUUUUUGUUUUUUUUAUUCUUUAUACCAAAGUAUCAUUUCCAUAUAGAACAUAUAAUACCUUAUAGGAAAGUUAGUCAGAUAGUUUAUUCACUAUUUUCUUUCUUUAGUUCAUAAUUUAUUUGUUCCAAUAAUCACUUUCGUUAUAUCGUCCUUGAAUUUUUAGUUUUUUUAUCUUUAAAUUCUAAUUUACAUUCGUUAAUAACUAAUAAAGUUCGAUCUUAUUCAUUCUUCAUCCAUUUAUCUUGAUCGUAUAGACUUAUAAAUCUUCAUUUAAUCUACCAUAAUGCAAUUCAAAUAUUUAGCCGUUGCCGCCGCUUUAGCUGCUUCUGUUUCAGCCAUUGGUGAUCUUGCCUUUAACUUAGGUGUUCAAGCAAAUGAUGGUAGUUGUAAAACUACUUCUGAUUAUGAAUCAGAUUUCUCUAAUAUUUCUCCUUAUGCAAAAAUUGUUAAAACUUAUGCAGUUUCUGAUUGUAAUACUUUACAAAAUCUUGGUCCUGCCGCUGAAUCUGCUGGUUUCCAAUUAAUGUUAGGUAUUUGGCCAACUGAUGAUGCUCAUUUCCAAGCUGAACAAGCUGCUUUAAAACAAUUCUUACCAACCAUUAGUAUUGAUACUGUUUAUGUUUUCUUAGUUGGUUCUGAAGCUUUAUAUAGAGGUGAUUUAACUGCUCAACAAUUAGCAGCUGAUAUUGAUACUAUUAAAACUUUAUUACAAGGUAUUAAUGAUAAAGAUGGUAAAUCUUAUGGUUCUGUUCCAGUUGGAACUGUUGAUUCUUGGAAUGUUUUAGUUGAUGCUUAUAAUGAACCUGCCAUUCAAGCUGCUGAUGUUGUUUACGCCAAUGCAUUCUCUUACUGGCAAGGACAAACUAAUCAAAAUGCUUCUUAUUCAUUCUUUGAUGAUAUUAUGCAAGCUUUACAAGUUAUUCAAACUACUAAAGGUUCUACCAACAUUGAAUUCUGGGUUGGUGAAACCGGAUGGCCAACUGAUGGUACUGCUUUCGAAGCUUCUCAACCAUCAAUUCAAAAUGCUGCUAACUACUGGCAAAAUGCCAUUUGUGCUAUGAGAGGUUGGGGUGUUAAUGUUGCAGUUUUCGAAUACGCUGAUGAAAUUUGGAAACCAAAUACUUCUGGUACUUCUGAUGUUGAACAACAUUGGGGUGUUUGGGAUUCUACUGGAACCUUAAAAUAUGAUUUAGCUUGUCAAUUCAGUUAAAUUGAUUUGAUUUUGGUUUAAUUCACCUUUUAAUACUCCCUGUUAUCGUUAUCGUUUAUUUCUUCUCCCCCAAUUAUUUCCGCUUGUUUUUCAAAAAAAUUUGUUUUGUUUAUAAUCAUAAUUAUACCCUCAAACUUAUACCUCUUAAAAUAGAAACCCUAUAUAUACUUAAAUAACAAAAAUAGAGAAGAACAAUUUUUUAUAUUAAUAG